Messenger RNA from Arabis nemorensis, 2994 nucleotides. NCBI's taxonomy places the organism in Eukaryota, Viridiplantae, Streptophyta, Magnoliopsida, Brassicales, Brassicaceae. The record is from the annotation of a GenBank genome assembly.
AUGGUUUUAGCGAAGAAAAUACGGAUACAAUUUGUGGAGUGCCCAAAUGAUAUCAAUGGGAUGAUAGAUUGUGCAAAGGUUGCUGAUUUAGCUCUACUUCUCAUAGACGGGAGUUAUGGUUUUGAGAUGGAAACCUUUGAAUUUCUCAAUAUUAUGCAAGUGCAUGGAUUUCCUAAAGUUAUGGGGGUUCUCACUCACUUGGAUGAGUUCAAGGAUGUAAAGAAGCUGAGGAAAACAAAAUCACGUCUCAAGCAUCGGUUUUGGACCGAAAUAUAUGCUGGAGCAAAAUUGUUUUAUUUAUCUGGUCUCAAUAAUGGGAAGUAUACGCAGCGUGAAGUUCACAACCUCUCCCGCUUUAUAUCUGUUAUCAAGUUUCAUCCAUUGACGUGGCGAACAUCACAUCCAUAUGUGUUGGCUGAUCGUUUGGAAGAUGUUACCCCUCCCGAGAAAGUUCAGAUGGAUAAGAAAUGCGAUCGAAAUAUCACCUUGUAUGGCUACCUACGUGGUUGUAACUUGAAAAAAGAGAUGAAGGUUCAUAUUGCUGGAGUUGGUGACUUCAGUUUAGCAGGGGUGACUGCCUUAUCUGAUCCUUGUCCUUUACCCUCAGCRGCCAAGAAGAAGGGGCUGAGGGACAAGGAAAAGCUUUUCRARGCUCCWAUGUCCGGGAUUGGAGAWCUUWUGUAUGACAAAGAUGCUGUUUACAUCAACAUAAAUGAUCACCUUGUUCAGUUCUCUAAAGCUGAUGAUGGAAAGGGAGAACCUACUAAUAAAGGAAAGGGCAGGGAUGUUGGUGAAGAUUUGGUAAAGUCGUUGCAGAACACAAAAUAUUCUGUUGAUGAGAAAUUAGAGAAGACGUUCAUUAAUUUGUUUGGCAAAAAGACUAGUGCCAGUUCAGAAAAAAAACUUGUGGCUGAAGAUGAGCUGGAAGGUUCUGACACAGAGUCAUCACAUGAGUCUGAAUCUGGCGAUGAUGCGGAAGAUGAUGUAGAAAAUAACGACAGUAAAAUAAAGCAGAAAACUGAGAUCCAUGGUGGAAGGUUGAGGAGGAGAGCUAUCUUCAAGGAUGAAGUUGGUGACAGUGAUGCAACGUCACAUCUUCAGUUUGAUAAUACUGGUGACUAUGAGGUCAAGAAUAAGGACCUUGGUAACAUAUCAAAAUGGAAAGAACCCUUGAAGGAGGAGGGAAGAAAGAGGAAACCCAACUUGAUGCAAAUUGUGUAUGGUGCAUCGGGAUCAUCAGAUACUGGGUUGAUAAAUGAGAACCAUGUAAUUAGUGAUGAUGAAGAAAGUGAUGAUGAAGACUUCUUUAAGCCAAAAGGAGAACAAAGCAAGAAAUUAGGUGGUGGAUGGGAUGUGGGAUAUGUCAACUCAGAGGAUUGUUCCAAAUUUGUGAAUUAUGGAAACCUGAAGAAUUGGAAAGAGAAAGAAGUUUGUGAGAGCAUUCGUGAUCGAUUUACCACUGGUGAUUGGUCAYWAGCUGAUCUGAGAAAUKAAAAGRUAGGUGCUGYCGAUGAGGGAGAAGAUGAUYAACRUUAUGGUGAUUUUGAGGAUCUAGAGACAGGAGAGAAGCAUGAUAGCCAUGAGAACAUGGAGUCAGGUGCAAAUCAAAAUGAAGAUGCUGAAGUAAUUGAGCGUAGGCUAAAAAAGCUGGCUCUCCGAGCAAACAAUAAAUCCGAGUUAGUGGAGGAUGACAAUAGUAAAGGUGAUGAGAACAACCUCCAUAAUAGUCAAGUCAAGGAACCAGGAUAUGUUGACAAAUUGAAGGAGGAGAUUGAACUUAGAAAACAGAUGAAUUUGUUAGAACUCAAUGAUCUUGAUGAUGAUACCCGAAUUGAGAUAGAAGGAUUCCGGACUGGAACAUACGUGCGGCUGGAGAUUCACAAUGUUCCUUAUGAGAUGGUUGAUUGCUUUGAUCCAUGUCAUCCAGUUCUGGUUGGAGGUAUUGGUAUCGGUGAGGAUAAUGCUGGAUAUAUGCAGGCCCGGUUGAAGAAACAUAGGUGGCACAAGAAAGUACUGAAGACAAGAGAUCCCAUUAUUGUGUCUAUUGGAUGGAGACGCUAUCAGACUAUUCCUGUAUACGCCAUUGAAGAUCGCAAUGGCAGACAUCGAAUGCUCAAGUAUACUCCAGAACACAUGCACUGCCUUGCUAUGUUCUGGGGUCCUCUUGUCCCACCAAACACUGGCUUUGUCGCUUUCCAGAACCUGUCAAACAAUCAGGCAGGAUUUAGGAUAACAGCGACUUCUGUAGUUCUUGAGUUCAAUCACCAAGUCCGCAUUGCAAAGAAAAUCAAGCUGGUUGGGCACCCCUGCAAGAUCAAGAAAAAGACUGCAUUUAUCAAAGACAUGUUUACCUCUGACCUUGAAAUAGCUCGAUUUGGAGGUGCGUCUGUCCGGACAGUUAGUGGCAUUAGAGGACAAGUGAAAAAGGCUGCGAAAAACAUGCUCGAUAACAAGGCUCAAGACGGGAUUGCGAGGUGCACAUUUGAAGAUCAAAUCCUAAUGAGCGACAUAGUCUUCUUAAGGGCUUGGACCACAGUAGAAGUCCCACAAUUUUGGAAUCCUCUAACUACUGCCUUGCAACCCCGUGAUAAGACCUGGAAAGGGAUGAAAACUUUUGGCGAACUCCGUAGCGAGCAAAAUAUUCCUAUUCCGGUGAACAAGGAUUCACUCUACAAGCCUAUCGUAAGGAAGACAAGGAAGUUCAAUCCGUUGGUGAUUCCAAAGAAACUACAAGAAGCUUUACCGUUUCGAUCGAAACCCAAAAAUGUACCAAGGCGUAAAAGACCAACACUAGAGAAUAAAAGAGCUGUUGUAAUGGAACCGAAAGAACGAGAAGAUCAUGCAAGGCUCCAGCAUUAUCAGCUGAUAAAUAAAGUCAAGGCUGAGAAAGCUAAGAAUGAGCAAAUAUCAAAGAAACGGAACAGAGAGGAACGACGUGAGAGAUUUCGUACGGAAGAUAAACAGAAGAAGAAAAUGAGAAGAAGCCAAGAUUAA